CACUUAAUCGAAGUAAUUAUAGAGUCAAGACCAUGAAAUCUUUCAUCUGCCUUGCAGUAUUUGUGUCUCUUGUGAUGGCUGACCAGUUCCUUUUGGACCUCAGUCAGAGCACAGUCGUCAUGAAACAAGGAACCACAUGUUACUUUUGGCGGUUAAACAGCCACGAAACCGAGGCUGUCCAGAGUCCUACAGGAAUUUACGAAUUAGAGACCAAGUUCCACCAUCUUCUAAGUGUGCAUUCCAAAUUUGGGGACAUAUCUGACGUCAGUAUUUACUCACAAGACAUCCAAACUCUAUGCACUGGUGCCACGCUGAAGUCGUAUAGUCAUCAUCAUUAAAUGAAUCGACAUAUUCUACCUUAUUUAUCUUUUAAAAUAAAUGUUUUAUCAUUUG
Saccostrea cuccullata (small rock oyster) is the source of this 393-nucleotide messenger RNA. RefSeq lists its product as uncharacterized. The coding region runs from base 33 to 338 and encodes 101 amino acids. The record is from RefSeq and is a predicted model, not a curated record. Lineage: Eukaryota; Metazoa; Mollusca; Bivalvia; Ostreida; Ostreidae. The transcript is spliced from 4 exons.